This is a messenger RNA of Tilletiaria anomala UBC 951, 3270 nucleotides long. Its product is annotated as SPX-domain-containing protein. Gene Ontology annotation, molecular function: phosphate transmembrane transporter activity. The coding region runs from base 442 to 3174 and encodes 910 amino acids. Lineage: Eukaryota; Fungi; Basidiomycota; Exobasidiomycetes; Georgefischeriales; Tilletiariaceae. The record is from RefSeq and is a predicted model, not a curated record. Gene Ontology annotation, biological process: polyphosphate metabolic process; phosphate ion transport; monoatomic anion transmembrane transport. Gene Ontology annotation, cellular component: membrane. The transcript is spliced from 4 exons.
CAAUAUACUUUCUUUUCAUUCUAUAGAUAGAGGUACGAGGCGCAAGUGCGACUCCUGGACGAUCUCCAGCCCUCCAAGUCAAGAAAUCGAGCCAAACAGGCAGCCGGCCAGCGCCUUAUCGGCGACCACCCGCUACCGACACAUCUGCAAUUUCACUCCCCUUCAUCGCUCUGGUAUAGACAGCAGGCAAAGGUGGAUGAAGCUCUGCUCUCUCCGCCUCUGCCCCUCGCUGCCACUAUUCCCGCUCGACUCGUUGGUGGCGGUCGGACAACGUCCGACUCAACAUCAACGACGGAAGAGUUCGAGUUAGCCGAGUUUGGUCGAGCCAGUCGGGAACCCUCAUCGGUCCUUGAAGCGGCCAAGGCACAGGGCACGACACUAAGUCGCUCGCCUGCUAGAAGCUACUCGGAAGCUACAGGAAAGAAGGCAAGAGACGGCAACAUGAAGUUCUCCCAUAGUCUUCAAUUCAACAGCGUGCCAGAUUGGGCGGACAAGUACAUUGCCUACUCGAACCUUAAAAAGUCUAUCUACAACUUGGAGAAAGAUGCCGUGGAUGGGCAAACUCCAGCCGGCGGCUUGGGCACCUACCGAGAUCUUCGAGAUGACAUUGAGAACGAAUCAGCAGCGUUGCUCAGCGGCGAGCAGCGUUCAGACACGGACCCCAUCUUUCUACCGUUGCUCGACAAGGAGCUGCGCAAAAUCGUUCAGUUUUACGAGAGCAAAGAGAAGCAGAUUUAUGCAGAUGUUGCAAGGAUCGAAGAGGACCUGGAGAGGGCCGAGAACGAGGAGAUGGUGCUAGAAAGUGAAUACGACUUAAGCGACGAUGAUGACGCCGACGACGACGUUGAUCCGUCCGCGGCCAUUGUGCAGGGAGGGAUGAUGCAGAAGGGCUCACGGUGGCGCCGCACUUCGCUGGAUGCAGUUGUCAAAGAUCCAGCACAGUACAACGAAGCUAGUAGAUGGCAGAGGCAGAUACACAACAGCGAUUCCGAGCCCCGCCAGAGCGUGACGCGUCGAGGUGGCGUCGAAGGAGGGGACGUUCUCGGUGAAGGGUUGUCAACCGGAACUCUCAGUAGACGACGCUCGAAUUCCGCCAGCAGCUGGCAACCUAACCCUCGCUGGAAUUUCUUCCGCCCUCGGCCCGCUCGCAAGCACUCGGUAGGUCUCUUCGGAGGAGGGGACCAACAGCAGAGCUCGUCCCGCUUGCGCUCAGAUUCGGAAACCACCUCCAGCGCACUCGGAGAAGCCAAGUCGAUUAACAUUUGGACGGCGGACAACGACUAUGCGAUCGACGUACGCAUCACGUUCAAGCGACGCAUCACCGAGAUCUUUGUUGCGCUUUCCGAGCUGCAACAGUUCGUUACGCUCAACCAGACCGGCAUGAAGAAGAUCUUGAAAAAGUAUGACAAAAUCACCAGCAGCUCGCUCAAAGACCGCUACUUGGAGGAUGUCGUCGGCCAGCAGUAUCCAUUUCGCAGAGCGACGCAGGCGCAGCAGACCAACAAGAUCAACCGCAUCGUCGCGUGCUACGCCAAAGUCGUCACGGGCGGCGAUGCAGCGCUAGCAUUGCAGCAGCUGAAGACGCACUUACGCGAACAGGUCGUCUGGCAACGCAACACUGUCUGGCGCGAGAUGAUCGGCAUCGAACGCAGGGCUCAAGGCGCCACGCUCGAACGUAGCGUCAUGGGUGCGGGCAAGAUGGGCCCUGGAGGCAAGCCUGAGAGGCCGACCAAGCUGUGCGGCGUCACGCUUCCCUCGUGGCUCGGUCUCCCGACCUUGCAGCUAGUUGGUGCUUUUGCCGCCCUUGUCCUGCUCCUCAAGGCGCCGAGUCUUCGCUUGUUCGGAAGGAUUGAGGAGCAGAAUUGCUUGGCUUUGCUCGUCUUUUGCACCAUCCUCUGGGCGACGGAGGUAAUUCCGCUUUUUGUCACGUCCUUUAUGGUUCCAUUGCUGGUCGUCACGCUCCAAGUUGCUAGGACGGACGACAUCGAGGAUCGACGCAUGACGGCCAGCGAGACCGCCAAGUGGAUCUUUCUGCAGAUGUUCGCGCCCAACAUGUGUCUCCUUCUCGGCGGCUUCACCCUUGCCGCUGCGCUCUCUAAGUACGGCAUCGAUAAGAUCCUCGCCAUCAAGGUCUUGCGCAUGGCUGGCACCCGACCUUCGAUGGUUCUUCUCGCUCACAUGGCUGUCGCGUGCUUUGCGAGCAUGUGGAUCUCCAACGUUGCGGCGCCUGUGCUCAUGUACUCGCUCAUUCAGCCGAUUCUGCGCACGCUACCGCCGAAGAGCACCUAUGCGUCUGCGUUGAUCAUGGGUAUCGCGCUCGCAUCUAACAUCGGCGGUCAGACGUCGCCAAUCGCAUCGCCGCAGAACUUGAUCGCGUUGCAGUACAUGGAUGAGUCGGUUGGCUGGCUGCAGUGGUUCGCGAUCACGAUCCCGGUCUCCGGAUGCUCACUCCUCGUGAUCUGGGUCGUCCUUCUGUGGGUGUAUGGUUCCGGCAGAGGCGUCAGCAUUCGGCGCAUCUCCGAGUCGAACGACUCGUUCUCCGGAUUGCAAUACUUUAUUUCGGGCGUCACUGUCGCUACUAUCCUAUUGUGGUGUUUCGAAAAGAAGCUGGAGCGGGUGCUCGGCGAUAUGGGCGUCGCUGCGAUCAUCCCCAUCAUUAUGUUUUUCGGCACCGGCAUUCUGAGUAAGGAGGACUUUAACAAUUUCUUACACACUGUUCUCUUCCUCGCCAUGGGUGGCAUCGCCCUUGGCAAGGCUGUCACCUCCAGCGGUUUGCUGGAGAGUCUUGAUGAAGUGAUUCAAGGGCUCGUCAAGAAUCUGCCUCUCUGGCAAGUGCUUGCAAGCUUACUGGUCGUUUCGUUGGUCAUUGCUACCUUUAUCUCUCACACCAUCGCCGCAGUGCUGCUAGUGCCGAUCGCAGCUCAAGUCGGCGACAGUCUAAGCACGCCGCACCCGCGUCUGCUGAUCAUGGCCACCACGCUCGCUGCCUCGGCCGCUAUGGGCUUGCCAGUCUCAGGCUUCCCGAACAUGACCGCUUCGUCGCAGGAAGACUCGGUCGGAGAACGGUAUUUGACCGUCAAGGAUUUCAUCAAGUCGGGCGUGCUGGCGUCCGUCCUAUGCACGGCUAUCAUUGGAACGAUCGGCGUGGUCAUCAUGCUCGCAUUGGGGCUUUAGGUUGUACAGAACCUCUGGUUGAUAUAGAUCAAUAACUCAUACAUCGCAUAGCAAGCAUUCCUUCAAGCGGAAUUGAAGGAGAAAUCUCAUUUGUUC